Sphaerulina musiva SO2202 is the source of this 1862-nucleotide messenger RNA. RefSeq names its product Metallo-dependent phosphatase. Gene Ontology annotation, cellular component: cytoplasm. The transcript has a single exon. NCBI's taxonomy places the organism in Eukaryota, Fungi, Ascomycota, Dothideomycetes, Mycosphaerellales, Mycosphaerellaceae. The record is from RefSeq and is a predicted model, not a curated record. The coding region runs from base 163 to 1590 and encodes 475 amino acids. Gene Ontology annotation, molecular function: endopolyphosphatase activity; phosphatase activity. Gene Ontology annotation, biological process: polyphosphate catabolic process.
UCCAUUUUCGGCGCAACUCACUCGCUGUCAGUAUAUGCUCUCCGAAAUGCCCUCGACAACACAUCGCAGACCUACCCGAGCAUAGAUACAUAUUGCACGCCGCAUCUUUCACUUACACCCACGGACUGGCGACCUGUUUUACUGCGACUCGGGGACUGAAGCAUGGCAGGCGGGGGGGAUGACACGGAUGUGACACUGGGACAUCUGAAGGCACGUUUGGAGGCACAGCAGCGAGCUGCAGAGCACCAGGGAACACCAGCUCAUCCUUCUACGUCACCGCUCGAUGAUACGAGAGGCCAAUAUGAACCUCUAAUCAACCGGAUCAGCAACAACUGGCGCUACGACAAGACCGAUGAGACGCAAAAGACAGGGGGACAGGGAGACGACGAGCGCGAAUACACAUGCUGCGAUCUUGACGAGGAUACGAGUUGUCCAAGCACAAUACGCGACUUGAUUGCCUCACGGAGACUUCGAAGGAUGUUGGCAGUACUGUUGCUCACCGUGGUGGCAGUGUACUACCUAUGGGCACACUAUCUACAGCCAGUCAUGGCGGUAGAUCGGCUGUAUGAGGAGGGAUUCAUGGAGCAGAGCAAUGGAACCUACGGAAUUGCGCGAGGUGGUCAUGACAAAGACCUGGUUCAUUUGAGAAAGCUGGAGCCACAUCUGUUGCCCGGUGGCGAAGCAGAUCGUGACGGUAAGCGAAGACUGGUCUUCAUUGGCGACAUUCAUGGCUGCAAGAAAGAGCUGCUGAAGUUGCUGCGCAAGGUGGAGUUCAACGAAGACACCGAUCAUCUGGUCCUGGUGGGCGACACCGUGACAAAAGGACCAGAAAAUCUUGGUGUACUGGACGAGCUCAUCCGACUCAACGCCACGAGUGUGCGGGGAAAUCACGAAGAUCGUCUUCUACACAUCGCAAAGAAGCUCCGCCUAGACGGUUCGAUUCCAGUCGAGGCAGAGAGUAGUAAAGGCUAUGCGAGAGACGCCGCUUUAGUGCGCCAGCUGGAGCCUCGUCAUUUCGUGUACAUGCGCCAAAUGCCCUUGAUGCUACAAAUUCCGGCCUUGCCCAUGGCGCGACAUCCUACGAGAAAGACGAACUCCCCAAUUACCGAGCAUAUCAUUGUCGUACACGCUGGCUUGGUGCCAGGAGUGCGACUACAGAAGCAAGAUCCCUAUUUCGUCAUGAAUAUGCGGUCCAUCAAUGGUCGAACUCACGUACCGUCUGCACUUCGAGAUGGCAAGAAUGCGAAGCCGUGGUAUGACAUCUGGUGUUGGUACAACGAUCGCAUUUUUCGACGUCACUCCAUGGCCGGCUUUCCGACCGACGAUCUAGAAAGCGAAGAUGAACAGGGAGAAGACACUCCCAGCUGGGCGGUUGGUCUCUGGAAGAACUUUUUUGGGAGAAGCAAGGUACAUCCGCGACCUCGUGUCGUCAUCUACGGACAUGACAGCAAAAGUGGUCUGGUCAUUCACAGAUGGUCCAAAGGUCUAGAUUCUGGCUGUGUUGGCGGCGGGAAAUUGACGGCGCUGGUGCUUAACGCGAAGGGUGAGCAGGAGCUCUUCCACGUGAAGUGUAAAAACUAUCGUGAUUGAGGUUUCCCCUCUCGCAUCUUCUUCCUCUGCCCUUUCAGAUCUUUUUUCUGAUGCUGCGUACAAGCGAGGCGUUGUGGUCGGACCCUACUGGUUUAGAUAUACGAUAUACCCUGGGAUAUACCUAUAUAUAUGCUAGAAUCGAUCGAAAUCCUUGGAACACAAGCCUCUCAUUGGGGUCCUGUGAUUCCAUUGCUAGGUACGCGCGAUCUUGGCAACGGAACAGCUGUGCAGAAUGAACCAUCCUGCAGAGCGAGCGCGCGCUUCUCCUUUUG